Messenger RNA from Diorhabda sublineata, 1806 nucleotides. RefSeq lists its product as uncharacterized. The record is from RefSeq and is a predicted model, not a curated record. Lineage: Eukaryota; Metazoa; Arthropoda; Insecta; Coleoptera; Chrysomelidae. The transcript has 6 exons. The coding region runs from base 1 to 1806 and encodes 601 amino acids. Gene Ontology annotation, biological process: protein localization to plasma membrane. Gene Ontology annotation, cellular component: plasma membrane.
AUGGCCAAUAGGACGUGUCUAAAUGAUCGUGUCACAAAUCAUGGUUUGGAGAUAGCAACCAGAUCUAAGACAGAUAUGCUUAGAGUCGAUGAUGACUUAUCGGAACGACUCAGUAAAAGAAGACAGAGAACUCUGGAGCAUCAGUUAAAUGUAUUAGAAGAGAAACCCAUAGACUCUUUGGAUCAUAUUAUAAAUAUAAGGGUAUCCGAUGCGAAACUUCGCGAUCUGAAAGAGAGAACACCCCUGUCAAGAAAAUUUAAAACUAUCUUAGGAGUUUGGGAGCCCAUGUCAUACAAUGAAUUCGAACAUCAAAUUAAACGAUUAUAUAAAUGCUGUUUGAAAAGUAUCAGAGAUCUACACGAACUCCAUAUUAGACGUUCAAUAGGAAUGAAUAUUCUAGAAGAUAUUGUAAAUAGAGUGGAUCCUGAUUUUUUAAACAUAUCUCACGUUAUCCAUUUGAUUUGGUGCAUUAUGAGUUGUAUGCAUCAUUUUCAGUUGAGGCUGAGAACAUCGGAAUCUGGAUUAGUAUCUUGGGCGAGAAAAAGAAAAUCGGAACGUUGCGUAAUGGUGUAUCAGAAAUUGAUAAGAGUGAUAAAUAAGAAUAUGUAUCGGAUUGCAGUGAAUGCUAUAGUUACGUUUUAUAGAGAAGGUAAACUUUGGGAAAUCGAGUUUGCCUGUACUGCAUUGAUAAUCAAAAUUUUGGAAAUUCAUCGUUAUGUCAAAGAAGACCUUGACGACAUAGUUUAUACGAUCGAGAUUGCAACUAUCGACAAUCCCGACGAAGCCAAGCAUUUAACGAAAGUUCUCUGUGAAAUUAUGAAAUAUAUACAAUGUCCCGACAUCACAAUGUAUAUUUUAAUACACAUCAUGAAUAUGUUAGAAAAUAGUAUUAAACCUAAACCUACAGAUACAUUUAGUUAUGUUUCUCUGAGGAAAGGCAUGGAAAUAUGUGUUCGACACGCUAUAAAAAUUCUAGAAAGAAGAGAAUUGAUCAAAGUUAUGAUAAUCGUAAUAAACAAAUUGAAUUCCAACGCUGAUAAUGAAGAAAUUAUUAUUUGUUUUGGAAAUAUUGCUGUUUAUACCGCUAAGAAAUACAAUGAACGAGGAGGUAGGCAAUCUUUCGUGGACGGUCCAUUACCGAUGGUUCUAACUUUAUUUAGAUCAAAAGUAACAAAAAUGACAUUAAUUGGAUUGAAAAUCUGGCAAAGUAUAGUUGACCGAGGAAAGAACGCGCACCAUUUCGUAACACCGAAAAUUUUUUUCCGCAAUUGCGAAUACAACAUCGUAUUGAAACAAUGUCAUCCAAAAGAUAAAGCUCUAUUUAAAAAAGUUCGACAUCUCUUAUACGCAAUAUUAAUUCACAGUUUUUUAGUGAGCGAUAACAAAGCUAAACUAGAAACUGUCUAUCAAACGAUAGCACUCACAUUAAUAGAGAUUCCAUGCGGAUAUUCAGUAUCCUGCAUCGUUACUAUAGCUAUGAGUAUACAAGAAUUCGCUUUCAGUAUCAUGUCGAGAGAUUUGGUGAGAGCUCAUCAUCUUCACGCGACAGUUUUGUCAAUACUCACCCUUAUUUGCCAUAUUCACCACGCAACAGUUUUCUAUAAAUACGUGAAUAUGAUUAUCGAAAGAAGGGCCGAAUGGGCGCCACAUUUGAAUCCGCCGUUGAAAAUGCAAUACGAAUAUGCGCAACAUCAUAUUCUUUGGAAUAAGCCCGAACUGUUUUUCGAAGAUUGGGAAGCGAGAUACGGUUUGUGGAAAUGCUUCAGAGAUCGGAUGAAGAAAGGUCGUUUAAAGAAAAAAAAAUAG